UCAUACAUAUCCCUCCAGUAUCAGUACAGUACAUGUCGAUGGGGGCAUUAAUGAAUCAACAUCCGGUGUUUAAGCUGAAAACGACAUUUGGAAACAGAUGGGAUGAAAACAAAUGAAGCUUUCAAGAAUGGAUUUUACUGCAUGACGUGUUCUAGUUAUAUUGUCUUCUCAGUGAAAAUUCUGGCCACUGACCAGUUUAUAAGAUUGUGUGGAGAUGCCUCGGUAACGAUAGGUACGGUCCUGUUCUACAACAGCAUGCUCGGGAGUGGACUACGCCUCUACCAGUCAAGGACACUCAAAAAAGCAUCAGAACCAAAGAAAAUUCUCUAUUCUCUCUACGGAUCCAUGAUGUUUAACUUUGGAUCCGUUUUGUUUUGGGGAUGUUGUAAACGUCUGCUACCCCGGAAUGUGACGUUACGUGCUCUUUUUGGAACACUUUCUGCUUGUUUUCUGUUGAUAGUUGGACGUGACUUUUUAUUAUUUACAGAAAACAACUGCUCAUAAAUAUGCUUUACAUUACAUCAUUUUCCCCAAUAAUUU
This is a messenger RNA of Saccostrea cuccullata (small rock oyster), 540 nucleotides long. RefSeq lists its product as uncharacterized. The coding region runs from base 103 to 504 and encodes 133 amino acids. Lineage: Eukaryota; Metazoa; Mollusca; Bivalvia; Ostreida; Ostreidae. The record is from RefSeq and is a predicted model, not a curated record. The transcript has 2 exons.